Molecule: messenger RNA, 659 nt
Organism: Echinostoma caproni
Lineage: Eukaryota; Metazoa; Platyhelminthes; Trematoda; Plagiorchiida; Echinostomatidae
Source: the annotation of a GenBank genome assembly
GAAUCACAAUCUAUGGUGACCAUACAUUGGGAUUCAUUUGGGAGUAAAUCCGUGCCACGUUAUUUAUCUGCCGUAAAUAACCGAUUUCAUUCAUUUUCGAUCGUUUUCGCCUUCAUUUGGGACUGUCGAACGCUUUGUGUCCUUGAAGAAAUGAAACCGACUGCAGUGCUGCACGCAAUGAAUCGUUUCUUGCCUCGAUUUUUCUCCUGUCUCGAAUGUGCCUAUCACUUUGCAUUGAAUUCGGCCCCGACAAAGAUUCCCACAAAUCGUGCUUGGCCAAAGACAAGCGAUUUUGUGGACUACAAACCAUUGGAUACGCUCCCUCCGGUCCCAAUCACCUGUGAUGAUCAAAUUCUGUGGCUGAACGCCGCGCACAAUGGAGUCAACAAACGAUUAGAACGUCAGCCAACCGAGGAUCCACAAGCACCGAAAGUUGAGUAUCCGCCACGAUCGAUCUGUGAAUCGUGUUGGUCCAAAACGAGCGAUCAGUGGGAGCUGGGCAAAACACCGGAAACCAAAGCCGCGUUGGUGGAGUUCCUGAAACGUCAUUAUACCUCGGGCAAUUGGGUGUUGAAUGAUAUUAGUCCAGAUUUCAUCACGCCUGCAGAGUAAACUGUUCUUUCGCGUUUCGCCGGUUUCUGAUCUUCGAUUGUGAAUAA